Molecule: messenger RNA, 2898 nt
Organism: Aureobasidium uvarum
Lineage: Eukaryota; Fungi; Ascomycota; Dothideomycetes; Dothideales; Saccotheciaceae
Source: the annotation of a GenBank genome assembly
AUGGACGUGCCGACGAGGACUCUCAACCUGCUUGCUCGGCAAGGGUCACAAACGAAGCCCGUCGAUAUCGAGAAGAACGCCUUCUGGUCUGCCUUGGGCACUUCAAUCGGUGGUUCUCUCUUAAUCGCCUGUCUUUUCUGCUUCGUCCGCCCAUACAACAGCGUCGUCUACGCUCCUCGCUCACGACAUGCCGACUCCAAACACGCCCCACCGCCGGUCGGCAAGGGUGUACUCGAUUGGGUCGCACCCGUCCUCAGGACAAAAGAGCUGGAACUGGUCGAGAAGGUUGGACUCGAUGCCACUAUCUUCCUACGCUUCGCAAACAUGUGCCGAAACAUUUUUCUCUGCAUCACCGUUGUGGGCCUGGCCAUUUUCGUCCCCAUCAACCUGUACGAGCAUCGUAGCUCUCUCGGCAGCGUCCACACAGACAACUUCUUCACCCAGUUGACGUCUCAGGGCGUUCAGGGUAAAUACCUGUGGGGCUACGUCCUGCUCGCCUGGUUCGCAAACUUGACUAUCGCCUUCUUCCUCUGGCGCAACUACAAGAGCGUUGCCAGACUGCGCAGAGCUUAUUUCGACAGCCCAGAAUAUCAGAAGAGUCUGCAUUCUCGAACUUUGCUUGUCACCGAGAUCCCGAGAGGUCUUCGAACCGACGAAGGACUCGUCAAGAUCGUCACCGAAGCCAAAGACACCGGCUCGAAUCCGCGUACUGCUAUUGCUCGCAACGUCAAAGAUCUACCAGAACUCAUCGAUGAGCACAACGAGACGGUCAGAAACCUCGAGCAGGUGCUCGCCAAGUACCUCGCAAAUCCUAACAAGCUGCCGGCAAAGCGACCAACAUGUUCAGUGAACAAAUCCGAUCAGACCUACCGCAAGGGUCAGAAAGUCGAUGCUAUCGAAUACUUGACUGCGCGUAUCAAGGAGCUCGAGAUUCAGAUCAAGGAGGUUAGGGAAUCCAUUGACAAGAGAAAUGCCAUGUCAUAUGGAUUCGCCAGUUAUGAAUCAAUCGCCGAUGCUCAUACUGUUGCAUACAAGACACGCAAGAAGGGCCCACAGAAGACAUCGAUCCGUCUGGCACCUAGGCCGCACGAUCUCAUUUGGAAGAACUUGCCCAUGACAAACAAGCAGCGAAACUGGCAGACCUUUAUCAACAACAUCUGGGUCGCUGUUUUGACUGUUGUUUGGAUUGUCCCGAACGCUCUCAUUGCCGUUUUCCUUUCCAAUUUGGGCAAUUUGGCAAAACUGUGGCCUGCUUUUAACACCAACCUUCAGAACAACCCGAAGACAUGGGCUGUCGUUCAAGGUGUGGCAGCACCUGCUCUCACGUCUCUCUUCUACUACUUCCUGCCCGCCAUCUUCCGAAGAUUGAGCAACAACGCGGGUGAUCUGUCAAAGACCAGCAGAGAACGCCAUGUCAUGCACAAGCUCUACACUUUCUUCGUUUUCAAUAACCUUUUCCUGUUCUCGCUUUUCGCUGCCAUCUCGGGCUAUGUCCGUGCCGUCAUCGACAGCAGUGAGCAAGAAGACGCUUGGUCCGCCAUCAAGGAUGGCCAAUUGCUGCAGAAGGGUAUUACAGCUCUCAACUCGGUCUCGACCUACUGGAUCACCUGGCUUCUUCAACGUAAUCUCGGUGCCGCUGUUGAUCUUGCUCAGUUUGUCAACCUAGCCUGGGGCUCGUUCUCUCGUCACUUCCUACAUCCCACACCCCGCGAGCUAAUCGAGUUGAGCGCGCCACCAACAUUUGAUUAUGCUGGAUACUACAACUACUUCUUAUUCUACUCGACUGUUGCCUUGUGUUUCUCAUACAUCCAGCCACUAGUACUGCCUGUCACGGCUUUCUACUUCUGGGUUGAUUCGUAUCUGAAGAAGUAUCUGCUCAUGUACGUCUUCAUCACCAAGACAGAAUCCGGAGGUCAGUUCUGGAAGGUCUUGUUCAACCGAUACGUGUUCCUCACCAUUCUCUCCGACGCUUUGGUGGCUUUGGUCUGCGUAGGUAACACCACCUUUGGCUAUACUGAAUGGUUGCCCAAGGUCUGCGCUCUGGCUCCCUUGCCGAUUCUCAUGUUGGCCUUUAAGUGGUGGUGCGCUUCGCACUUCGACAACAAGUUGACCUUCUACACAACAGGAGUUACAGCAGCGGACACGGAGAAUGCAGCAGAGUUGAAGGCCAAGCGCACAGACCGUGUUGGCGUCCGCUUUGGUCAUCCUGUGCUUUACAAGCCCCUCAUCACACCCAUGGUCUCGGCGAAAUCGAGGCAUCUGCUGCCGACUAUUUACUCUGGUCGUACUGCAGAGGUAGACGUCCCAAUGGCAGGGUACUCGGAUGUAUACAUGGAUGCCAUGGCGCACGACGAGCCUGGUAAGACGGCUAAGGGUGAGGCACCGGCACCCUUCGAGUUUGUGUCCGAGAACCAGAUGGACUUCGAGUUCUAUAAGAACCGACCCGAGUUCAGAGACGUGGCAGGUGGUGAGGGAGAACUUUACGGGAGACCUCAAGACCAGGUCCGUAGGGGAUCGCAUGGCACUCUGAUGACACAAGACGGCACUGUCAUGACGGAUUACGACAGCCGCAGAGGGUCGAGUGAUUCUGCAGCCACAAGGACGGGUGAUGAGAUGGGCACGACUUAUCCUCAGGGAUACCACAAGACACCGACGGCACUGCGCGAUAACAGUCCUGCCAGUAGUGUACGCUCGAUGGAUAUCGGUAAUGCCGAUCGCCGUUACGAUAACGAACACCUCUUGUCGGGAGCAGCAGGCAUGGGAAGGGGCGGAGUGCCAGCACCGACUCCUGGAGGUUACGGGCCUCUCCGUCUGGGAGAGAUUCACACGCCUGUCGAAAGCGACCAGGAAGAGAACACGAGUUAUGAUUAUUUCCGAAGGGGGAGAGGGCUCAAUUGA